Doryrhamphus excisus (bluestripe pipefish) is the source of this 3334-nucleotide messenger RNA. The record is from RefSeq and is a predicted model, not a curated record. Lineage: Eukaryota; Metazoa; Chordata; Actinopteri; Syngnathiformes; Syngnathidae.
GCGACCAAUGGCGGAACUGACAGACUAUUGAAGCUCGUUGUAGCUUAUUAAAGCGUGUUGACGCGGUAGAAACUUGUAGAAACCCAUCACAACAAGUACUUCCGUAGAUAUAAUACGAGACUUUUGGCAUUACAACUGUUUGGAAUCUGUCUCGUUGUUAGCCUCUGAAAACAAACAAGCCAGGCGGAGUCUCUUUGGAUCCAAAGUUGACGUCGUCCUCUUCAACUUGCCGCGACAUCGGUACCGACACCGACUUGACAAGAGACAUGGCCGAGGCUCGGCCGGAGGAAGAGGAGAACAUACGGAGGAAUAAUGGCGAACAAGUGAUCCGACGCCAGCCCAACAGCACCGAAGGUCGUCCUGACAGGAGGAAGCCAGAGAAUCGUCUCAGCCAAGGUCCACUGUGGUCCCUGAAGGCAGCCAUCAAGAAAACCACCAGCAGGUCCACGUCUUUCUCCGAGACACCGCGAGACAGAAACCGUGACAGAGACAGGAGGGGCUCUGGUGCCAGGCGACCGGAUAUCACCAUUUUGUCAGCUGAACCGCUCCCUUCCACAUCCUGGUUCCCACCUCCUCCUCCUCCGGCUGCACAAAUCUGGGGGCCGACGAUCCCACCGUCCAUACAGCCACCCCCCUCCUAUGACGAGGUACUACGGGAGAAGACACAGGAAGAGGGUGUCCGCACGUCCUCAGCCAUCACAUCCCAUCCAGCCUUUAGGACCAUCAUCUCCACCCAGACAGACUCUGGAUCAUCUCCUGAGGGCCAGGAGUCUCAAGCAGAGCACGUCAAACCGCUGCGUCCACCGCUCCCCCGGACUGUGUCUCAAGAUGGCAUCAGUUUACCUUUGACCCCAGCUUCUGACAGGGGCCAAUCAGAGCAGCUACCUGCAUUUGACACAGAGACGCCGAGUGCCAAGCCCCCUCUAAAUGAAGUGCAGCAACCCAGGCCACUUCCCCGAUCCAGGUCCUCAGUAACGCCUGUUAGUAACGAGGUGAAGGUUCAGACUUUGGUCAAACUGCGUGAGGACGGAUUGGCAACACUCGCUGCACGUGCUAAUGCUAACAUCAGCAAACAGGACGUGAUUCAGGGUAAAUACUUUCAAGAGCUGUUGGAGGCCUUUAGCACUGACGACUGGGGCUUCCCUGAAUGCCCAGGUGACGACAGCGGCCUCAGCCAAUCAGAGGAGGACGAGAACGAGGACGAGGAAGUGAAGGACAUGGCGACCCUAAAGGCCAGGAUCCAAGCCUUUGAGCAGCAGCAGCAGCAGGCGGGGCUUGAAAACGAGAAGGUUGGUGGAAAGAAACCAGAACCAAGACCACGCCCUCGUCUCCAAGGACCAUGUGCCAAAGUGCUUCCUCCGACCAUCGCCCCUAAACCCAAAAUCCUCCUUAACGCCCCACAGGUAGUUGACACUCUGUCAACUCAAGGUACUCCUGAGAAACUGAACGCCCAACCGGUCCCAGAAUCCGUCCCACCUACCCCUGCACCCAUUCCAGCCCCCAGACUCCCACCGGCAAAAUUCACCCCCUCCCCCAGUGAAACUCCUUCCACAGGCGAGGAUCCAUCCAAACUGCCAGUCCCCAUGCGAAUCGUGCCUCCACCUCAUGAUAGAGCCCCCGUGGUUGGUGGAAACGUGACCCCAACGCGGCCCCCCAGACCUUCCAUGCAGGUCAACAGGGGGUCUCAGACAACAAACACCCUGAAGCUAACAGGUCCCACUCCAGAACCCACGGCUUUUGUUCACGCCAAAUCACCGCCGAAGUCUGAAAUCUCCCAGCCUUCCCUCCCCCCUCGGCCUUCAAGUGUGAAGUCCCUCCCCCCGAGGCCUCCGCCCAUGAAAUCUGUGCCUGCCCGACCGCCUCCUCCUGCUAGCGUCUCAUCCGUCAGUCAGUCCAUGCAAGCACCAUCCAAUCAAGUGCAGGGUCAAAGGGCAUCAAAGAAAGGGCCACCUCUGCCCCCCCGCCCUAAUGCUGGACACCCCCUCUUUAACAGUUACAUGCCAGCAACACACUCAAAGGAUACAGAUAACAAACAUGAGUCCCAGAAACAGGACGUCCUCAUCAUCCUGGACGACCCCCCGCCGGCACACCAUCUCAUGGACCUGCAGAUGCUCCCCCAAUCAGAACUAUCAAAGCCCACUUUGGGGAGUGUCAAACCGUCAGAGUGGCCAACCAUGCAGAAACACCCAGAACCGCCCCACAUCAGCGGCCCUCGCUGUGUUGCCUUGUUUGACUUCGAGGGAAUGCAGGACGACGAGCUGACCUUCUCCCAGGGUGAUGUCAUCAGCCUCCUGGAGAUCAUCGGGACGGAGUGGGGUCGGGGCCAGAUAGCUGGGCGUGUCGGGCUCUUCCCCCUGAUCUUCACCCGAGUCACAGAGCCCCUCCCACCGGAAGGCACAGCGAAGCCACCAUUGGCGCGUGAGAUGGUGAUAGAAAAUCCCGCAGCACCACAGUCUACAAAAGACACACAGGUGGAGGAGUGGGUGGUGGCGCUCUUUGAUUUCUCUGCUCAGACUGCAGAGGAUCUGCCCUUCCACAAGGGGGCGCUCAUACAAGUGACCCAGCACGUCGACUCAGAGUGGAGGAGGGGGAGACUGGACGGGAGGGAGGGGCUUUAUCCUGCUGCCUUCACGCAGGCCUGCCAGGCUCAGCCAAUUGAAAAGCAGCAGGAAGCAACAAGAGGCGUGGCCAAAGCUCUGUUUGCUUUCACAGCCAAGAACGAGGAUGAACUCACAGUCAAGGCUGGUGACAUCAUCACUUUGGUGGAGCCUGUGGACGAGCAGUGGAUUGUGGGAGUUGUAGGGGGCCGGCGUGGGAUGGUGCCCAGAAACUACAUUUGCCUUCUUUGAUCAGUGGGAGGAGCUUAACGUGGAAUACUUUGGGGUUGUUCACACUAGAGGGUGUUCUAUACUCAUUUCGGAGUUGAAGACGUGUCCGGAAGUGUCCAGCUCUUCUUAAUAUGUGUAGACGACUAAAUACAGCGCCACGACAGUCUUAAUUGGCUAAGGGAAAACCCGCCCAUUGAGUUCUGCGUUCUGAUUGGCUGGAGACCAUUUUCAAUCAAUCUUCGUGCCGGACCACUUGUUUCCUGUUAUGUUAUUGCUAGCUGCUAGCAAUCAAGCUAGUAAGCUGAAUUGGAGGCUGAAGACACAUGGCUGUGAAUGAAUCUUUGGUUCACGAUCAGAGCGGUGAAUGUGUGAGUCUAAUCUCCUUUUAUCAUUAAAAUUAAAACUUUGAGAGUGUUUAAACCAAAAGAGAAAUGUCUGCGAACAGUGCAUUAUGUUUAUGAUGGGGUUUACAGCCUUAAACGUAAACAAUAAUUGUACAAAAAUAU